GAUCCGAUAUAUAACAUUCAUAUCAAUGGAAUUAUUCAAUCUAUCUACUAAAAAGUAGUCCUAAUCUCCCGUCCAAUUUUUUGGGUUUAAAUGCGGAACCGACGACCUACACAAAAGCGAAUUUAUUCAAGAAAAAGUAAAUAAGAAAUAUGAAUGAAAAGAAAAAAAGAAGAAAAAGAAAAAAGAAGAAAAAGAAAAAACAACUUUGUUGAUAAUAAAAAAUCCCUUUUGGCAAAAGAGCCCUUCGUAGAUUUUGGUCUUUGAUAGAUUGAUUUUAUUUUUAUACAUAAUAUGAACGAAAAGGGCAGGCUCGGUAAAAAAAAAAAGCCGAGCGGGAGAGCCGAAUGAAUCGAAAGGUUCGUGUUCGGUUUGGGAAGAGAUUAUCCAUUCGUUCAACUUAUGAAUAGAUAAUCUACUUUCAUUAAGUAAUCUAUUAGAUAACCGUAAACAGAAAAUAUCGAGUACUAUUCAGAGUUCUGAAGAACUAUGUAAAGGAGCUGCUAAUCAACUUGAGCAAGCCCGGGCUCGCUUACGGGAAGUAGAAAGGCGGGUACGCGAAAUUCGGGUAAAUGGAUAUUCUCAAAUACAACAAGAAAAAAAUGAUCUUAUCAAUGUUGCUUCUAUUAAUUUGAAACAAUUAGAAAAUUUAAAGAAUGAAACCAUUCACUUGGAACAAGAAAGAGUAAUUGAACUGGUUCAAAAACAAAUUUCUUACCAAGCUGUCCAAAGAGCUCUAGGAACUCUGAAUAGUCGUUUGAAUAGCGAGUUACAUUUACGUACGAUCGAGCAUAAUAUCGACUUGCUCCUAGCCAUGAAAAACAUAACUGAUUAACAGUAUAUAUAAUAUAGUAGGUCUUAUUUUUCAAAAGAGAAUUAACUAGUGUUAAUGGUAACUAUUCGACCCGAUGAAAUCAGUAGUAUAAUACGUAAACAGAUUGAACAAUAUAAUAAUGAGGUCCAAGUUGUUAAUAUUGGUACUGUACUUCAAGUAGGGGAUGGCAUUGCUCGUAUUCAUGGUCUUGAUAAAGUAAUGGCAGGGGAAUUAGUAGAAUUCGUAGAUGGUACAGUAGGUAUUGCCCUAAAUCUAGAAUCAGAUAAUGUUGGAGUUGUAUUAAUGGGUGAUGGCUUGAUGAUACAAGAGGGCAGUUCCGUAAGAGCAACAGGAAAAAUUGCUCAGAUACCAGUAAGUGAUGCUUAUUUGGGUCGAGUUGUAAAUGCGCUAGCUCGACCUAUUGAUGGUAAGGGGAAGAUUUCAUCUUCCGAAUCUCGAUUGAUCGAAUCUCCCGCCCCAGGUAUUAUUUCAAGACGUUCUGUAUAUGAACCUCUUCAAACGGGUCUUAUUGCUAUUGAUUCUAUGAUCCCUAUAGGACGCGGUCAGCGAGAAUUGAUUAUUGGGGACAGGCAGACCGGUAAGACGGCAGUAGCUACAGAUACGAUUAUAAAUCAAAAAAAUCAGAAUGUAAUAUGUGUUUAUGUCGCUAUUGGCCAAAAAGCUUCUUCCGUAGCUCAGGUAGUUAAUACCUUCGAAGACCGUGGCGCAAUGGAGUAUACCAUUGUGGUAGCGGAAACUGCGGAUUCUCCUGCUACAUUACAAUAUCUUGCUCCUUAUACAGGAGCAGCUUUAGCCGAAUACUUUAUGUAUAAAGAACAACAUACAUUAAUCAUUUAUGAUGAUCUUUCCAAACAAGCACAAGCUUAUCGACAAAUGUCUCUUCUAUUAAGAAGACCCCCUGGCCGGGAAGCUUAUCCAGGAGAUGUUUUCUAUUUACAUUCUCGUUUAUUAGAAAGAGCAGCUAAAUUAAAUUCUCAGUUAGGUGGAGGGAGUUUGACUGCUUUACCAAUAGUGGAGACUCAAGCUGGAGAUGUCUCAGCUUAUAUUCCAACUAACGUAAUUUCCAUUACCGACGGGCAAAUCUUCUUAUCAACUGAUCUAUUCAAUGCAGGAAUUCAACCUGCCAUUAAUGUAGGUCUUUCCGUAUCUAGAGUAGGAUCCGCAGCUCAGAUGAAAGCUAUGAAACAAGUAGCUGGAAAAUUAAAAUUAGAAUUAGCUCAACUUGCAGAGUUAGAAGCUUUUGCACAAUUCGCUUCUGAUCUUGAUAAAGCUACACAAGAUCAAUUGGCAAGAGGUCAACGAUUACGCGAAUUGCUCAAACAAUCUCAAUCGGAUCCUUUAACAGUGGAAGAACAAAUAGCUAUGAUUUAUACUGGAACGAAUGGAUAUCUAGAUGCAUUAGAUAUCGUACAAGUUAAAAAAUUUAUCCUUAAGUUGCGCGAGUAUUUAGUAAAAAAUAAACCCCAGUUUGGAGAAAUUAUACGUUCUACUGGGAUAUUGACGGAACAAGCAGAAGGCCUUUUAAAAGAAGCUAUUCAAGAAAAUAUCCAACUUUUUCUUAUGUUGGGAAUAAGAUAAAAGAGUUUAAUAAUCAUUUUGCAACAUUUACAAAGCAUAACGCAUUAUUACGUCCAAUAGGAUUUGAACCUAUACUUAAGGUUUAGAAGACCUCUGUCCUAUUCAUUAGACGAUGGACGCUUUAUUUUCAUUAUUCCUUGAAAUACUUUAUCGGGAACAAAAAAGUAUGAUUUUUUCUCCAUCCACAACCAGAUUCGGGAAAGAAAGAGAAAGAAUAGAUAUGUAACAUGGGCAUAAAAAAUUCAUGUGAAUGAGAGAGAAGUUGACAUGAAAAAUUUGAAUAAGGAAUAUAAAUGAGCGGGUAGCGGGAAUCGAACCCGCAUCGUUAGCUUGGAAGGCUAGGGGUUAUAGUCGACGUUGAUUAACGCCUCUAAUUCAGAACCGAACACGAAAAUUUCAUUUCAUUCGGCUCCUCCAUGGGAGAGAGAUAGAAUGGGAGGUCUAAUGAAAAAUGAUUAUUCAAAUAAUAAUAAAUAUUUGUGAAUAAAAAAAAAAAAAGAAAAUUAAAAAAUAGUUUUGCUCUGCUCCAUAACAUCUAUGUUAGUUUAUUUGUAGUUCUUUCUUUCCUCUUA
Cryptomeria japonica (Japanese cedar) is the source of this 2982-nucleotide messenger RNA. Its product is annotated as ATP synthase subunit alpha, chloroplastic-like. The transcript has a single exon. Gene Ontology annotation, molecular function: ATP binding; ADP binding; proton-transporting ATP synthase activity, rotational mechanism. The coding region runs from base 887 to 2410 and encodes 507 amino acids. The record is from RefSeq and is a predicted model, not a curated record. Gene Ontology annotation, biological process: proton motive force-driven ATP synthesis; proton transmembrane transport. NCBI's taxonomy places the organism in Eukaryota, Viridiplantae, Streptophyta, Pinopsida, Cupressales, Cupressaceae.